UCCUCCUGCUUGUGCGGCCGCUGCGGGAGCGGGCGCAGCGAGCGGGUGAGGGGAAGCUGGGCGGGGGCCGCGGCCGGCAUGUGAGCCGGGGCUGCCCCCACCCCGGCCUCCUUUGGGCAGCGGCCGCCCCUCGCUUCAGGCGCGCCGCCUCCCUCCCGCCCGAGCGGCUUCUUCCUCGGCUGCCCCGCGCCCGUCCCGCGGGCCCGGCGGGCCUCCCUCGCCAUGAAGAAGUUUUCUCGGAUGCCCAAGCCCGACGGGAGCGGCGGGACAGCGGGUGUGGGCUCUGGCGGAGGCGGCGGUGGGGCGAGCGGCGUCGCCUUAGGCAAGGUGUUGGCCGUCGGGCGCUACCAGGUCACUCCAGAGGAGCUGCUGGCGGAAGGUGGCUUUUCAACUGUGUUUCUGGUACGUACCCACGGUGGGAUACGUUAUGCACUAAAACGAAUGUAUGUUAAUAGUGUGCCGGAUCUCAACAUCUGUAAGAGAGAAAUUACAAUUAUGAAAGAGUUGUCUGGGCACAAGAAUAUUGUGAGUUAUUUGGACUGUGCUGUUAACUCUGUAAGUGACAAUGUUUGGGAGGUGCUCAUUCUCAUGGAGUACUGUCGAGCUGGGCAAGUUGUGAAUCAGAUGAAUCAGCGUCUGCAGACAGGCUUUACUGAGUCAGAAGUAAUGAGAAUAUUUUGUGAUACCUGUGAAGCUGUUGCCCGGUUGCAUCAGUGCAAAACACCUGUAGUUCACCGGGAUUUAAAGGUGGAGAAUAUAUUGUUAAACGAUAGUGGCAACUAUGUCCUCUGUGACUUCGGCAGUGCCACUAACAAAUAUCUUAAUCCUCAAAAAGAUGGUGUUAAUGUGGUUGAAGAGGAAAUUAAAAAGUAUACAACACUGUCAUACAGAGCUCCUGAAAUGAUCAAUCUUUAUGGAGGAAAACCAAUUACUACCAAGGCAGAUAUCUGGGCACUUGGCUGCUUGCUUUAUAAACUUUGUUUCUUUUCACUUCCGUUUGGAGAAAGUCAAGUUGCUAUUUGUGAUGGAAGCUUUACUAUUCCAGACAAUUCCCGAUACUCUCAUAGUAUACACUGUUUAAUAAGAUAUAUGCUUGAACCAGAUCAAGAGCAGAGACCUGAUAUCUUUCAGGUAUCUUACUUUGCCUUUAAACUUGCCAAAAAGGAUUGUCCAGUGUCUAAUAUUAAUAAUUCUCCUGUCCCUUCAACUCUCCCUGAACCCAUGACAGCUAGUGAGGCAGCUGCUAGAAAAAGCCAAAUAAAAGCAAGAAUAACAGAUGCUGUUGGACCAACAGAAACCUCAAUUGCACCGCGACAAAGACCAAAGGCCAAUUCAAGCACUGUCACUUCUAGCGUGCUGGCCAUCCAGAGCUCAGCAACUCCAGUCAAAGGCCAAGUUCCUGGUGAAUUUGGUAAUUGUGGGCAAAAAGGAACAACAGGACCAGGGAACAGACAAAAAAUCCUGCAGUCCCAAGAGACCAACCAGCACCCCCUGCAGCAGAACAGAGUUCUCCAGCAGCUGCAGCAGGGUGACUGGAGGCUGCAGCAGCUGCACCAUCUGCAUCACCAGCACCAACCUAUGAUUCAGGAUGCUUAUAUUCAGCAGUAUCAACAAGCAAUGCACCAGCAGAUGGUCCAACAGCAGCUGUUGAUGCAGUCUGUGUACCAGCAGCAACCUUCCCAAUCUCAAUACCCUUCCAUGGUGCAGCAAUAUCAGCAGACUCUGCUACAGCAGCAGAUGUUUGUGCAGCAGCAGCGGUCGCAGCAGGCACAAUCUCCAGAAUGUAUCACUUCUCCUCAAGAUUUCUCACCAGCCUUAAUUUCCUACCCUGGGUCGCUGCCGGUGUGUGCUACAACAGUGGCAGAUUCUCCCUACCCUGUAAGCAGGUCACGUAUUCCUGAUGCUGAAUCAAUCACCAGUUACCCAAAGCAGAGCAUCAGUAACCCACCUGAUAUGUCAGGCUGGAAUCCGUUUGGAGAGGACAAUUUUUCCAAAUUGACAGAGGAGGAGCUGCUGGACAGAGAAUUUGACCUGCUAAGAUCAAGCAGGCAGCAGCUUGAACAGGACAGGACAGUAUCUUCAGAUAAGAAUGUGGAGCCACAUUCUGUUCCACAGAAAAAUCCUCCUGAAGAUCUCUUCGGUGCUGUUCCUUUCAUUUCUCACCCAGGUUCCCCUAGAAAACCAGCUGAUAACGUAGCUGGUAAUCAAGGAAAUAACUUAGGGAUGCCAACCAAGGCUGGAAAGCUGAGCCAUGCUUUUAGAGAUCCCCAGCCAGGGAGGAAGACUGCAGAGGGACAAGUGACAAAAGGUGGCAAUGAGUCAGAGAGUGAUUUUGAAUCUGAUCCUCCUUCUCCCAAGAGCAGUGAGGAAGAAGAACAGGAGGAUGAAGAAGUGUUGCAGGGAGAGAAUGGAGACUUCAAUGAUGACAAUGAUGCAGAACUGGAGAAUUUAGGCCACCGACCUCUCCUCAUGGACUCUGAGGAAGAGGUGGAGGAAGAGGAGGAAGAGAAGCAAAGUUCUGACUCUGAUUCUGAUCGUACUAAGCAAAAGUCUGUGGAAGGGCUCCCGAGUGGUAGGUUCAGAGAUGGUAUUGGCAGUGGUGAAAUCAAAGAACCCACUUCAAUGCAUAUGUCCUUGUCUGAGGUGCAAAGUACUAUAAUCCCAGUGAGCCCUGGCCAAGAAUUUGAUGUGUUUGGGGCAGUGCCCUUCUUCACUCUACAGCCCCAGGCAAGAGAGAUGGACAAAGAUGUCUCUUCUCAGGCAACUUUUCCCAGCCUGAGCCAAGAGCAGGAUGACUUCGAUGUUUUCACAAAAGCCCCCUUCAGCAAAAAGGUGUCUCGGCAAGAUGGCCAUGUGGGAGGAACCGAGCCUCUGCUCUCUCCCACCUCUCCGCGGAGCCUUGAUAUUUUUGGCUGCACCCCAUUUCAGCCUUCCCUUCUCCCCAAGACUGGUGGGAGUAGAGAGGACCUGUUUGGGCUGGUUCCUUUUGAUGAGAUCACAGGGAGUCAGCAGCAGAAGAUGAAACAGCAGCGUAACCUACAGAAACUUUCUUCCCGCCAAAGGCGAAUGAAACCAGAGGUGUCAAAGAACAAUGGGAAGCGGCACCAUGGCACCCCAACCACCACGAAGAAGGCUCUGAAACCCAGCUACCGUACCCCCGAGAGAGCCCGCAGGCACAAGAAAGCUGGCCGCAGGGACUCGCAGAGCAGCAAUGAAUUCCUGACCAUCUCAGACUCCAAAGAGAACAUUAGCGUUGCAUUGACUGAUGGCAAAGAUCGAGCCAACCCUCUGCAGGCAGAUGAAACUCUGCUGGAUCCUUUUGGAGCCAAACCCUUCCAUCCACCAGACUUGCUGCGGCAUCCCCAGCACCAAGGUUUUGGUGAUGGCUCUGGGGAUCAUGGAGCAGUGGUAGUGGCUGGCAGACCAAGGCAGAGCUCUUUGCACAGAGCCAUUCAUGGUGGUGAGGGGCUGAAAACAGAUGACUUUGGUGCAGUGCCCUUCACAGAACUGGUUGUGCAGAGUGCACAGAGCCAGCAGCAACAGGGACUCGAGUUAGAUCCCUUUGGAGCAGCUCCAUUUCCUUCCAAACAGUAAAUGCUUCCAAUGGGUUUCUCCCCUGCUCUGCUUCU
Neopsephotus bourkii (Bourke's parrot) is the source of this 3629-nucleotide messenger RNA. RefSeq names its product BMP2 inducible kinase (gene BMP2K). Gene Ontology annotation, biological process: protein phosphorylation. The coding region runs from base 223 to 3594 and encodes 1123 amino acids. The transcript has 16 exons. Lineage: Eukaryota; Metazoa; Chordata; Aves; Psittaciformes; Psittacidae. Gene Ontology annotation, molecular function: ATP binding; protein kinase activity. The record is from RefSeq and is a predicted model, not a curated record.